Molecule: messenger RNA, 1823 nt
Organism: Ctenocephalides felis (cat flea)
Lineage: Eukaryota; Metazoa; Arthropoda; Insecta; Siphonaptera; Pulicidae
Gene: sav
Product: scaffold protein salvador
Exons: 11
Coding region: 39-1766 (575 amino acids)
Biological process (GO): apoptotic process; hippo signaling; regulation of cell population proliferation
Molecular function (GO): molecular adaptor activity; protein binding
Source: RefSeq, a predicted model, not a curated record
GUAUAAUCAUAAAAUAGAUCAUAGUAUUUAAAUUAAUAAUGUUGUCCAGAAAAAAUAAAGACUUAAAAACAAUAAAAGAAGGAGUUGUAGGAAAAUAUGUUAAAAAAGAUACACCUCCAGAAAUGCCAAUUAUUAAUGUAUGGACAACUGAGCCAAAUAGAAAACAACAGAAUCGAAGAAAUAGUCACCAAGUUGCUAGUACCUCAAGUACAACCUCUAACACCCCAACUCAGCAGCCUCAGAAAUUUGGUAACAGCAAAGUUUCAGUGGGCAAUGCCUUGCUUGGUGGGCAUGAAGGAAAAUAUACACCGAGUAGUACUGUUCCUAACAUCGCUCAGAGGUUUGCAAGUUUGUCAUCCAAUAGUGAUAAUGCACAAACAAAUGUACCCCCUCAUGGAUAUGUUCCUUUAAUUUCAUAUCCCGCUAGGCCAACAAAGAUACAGGCCACGCAACACAAUCCAAAUUUAGAUACUGCAAUGAGAUCAACUAAUCAUCACGGCUCUGAAACACAUACAUAUGCCGUCAAAAAAGCUAUGGCACAACUUCCACCUUUAUCUGAGCAUUAUCAAAGUUACAGCACAGGUGCUGGACAACGAUAUACUAUUCAACAUACACAAAAAACAACAGAACAGUCACCAUUUAGGCGAAAUUAUUCAAUUCACAGAUAUAGAAUGAAUGAACUUCGGAAUGGUACUACAGGAUUUAAUCGUUCUUAUUCAUCAUCAAGAAAUCAGGCUCACCCAAGUGCCUAUAAUGAUACUGGACCUAUUUACGAAAAUCAGGUUCAAGUUCGAACAGAGUCACCAAUUUAUAGCAAUACAUCUGAUUUUUCUCAUCAAAGUUCUCUACAAUCGUUAUAUCCAAACAAUCACUCACCAAGUGCACAAUCUGUAUCCAGUUUAUAUACUAGAAAUAAUACAAAUUCUGUGACUGAUAUUUAUAAUACAAAUCAUCAACAAAAUAAUAUAUACAGUAAUAUACCAAAAUCAAUUAAUUGGCCACACAUGAGUCUCGCACAACAGGUUAGUUUAGUAUCUGAAAAUCCAGUGUACAGCAAUGUGCCUGCUACAAAUCAGAUGACUUACGGUGAACAAAUAGUACACAAUGCAAGGCAUGAUCCUCUGAGGGUGUUAGAAGGUGCUUCUAAUGGAGUUGUUUCUCAGCCUGCAGAAGAAGAGCUACCCUUACCACCUGGGUGGUCAGUUGAUUAUACAUUAAGAGGUAGAAAAUAUUACAUGGAUCACAACACACAAACAACACAUUGGUCUCACCCGCUUGAGAGGGAAGGACUGCCAACUGGUUGGCAAAGGAUAGAAAGUCCUCAAUAUGGAGUAUACUAUGUUAAUCAUAUAACAAGGCAGGCCCAAUAUGAACAUCCUUGCUUGGCUCCUUGUUUUCUGUACGAAGGCGCUGGUCUUGCUAGCGCACAUCCUCUAGGAAUUCUGCCCCCACCCCGACACACACAGUUCAGCCCUCAUUCGGCUUUGGUUCCUGCUAAUCCAUACCUGCUGGAAGAAAUACCACCGUGGCUAGUUGUCUACUCAAAAGCACCUGAUCAUGUACAAGAAUAUAAAAUCUGUUGGGAUAUGUUCCGAAUGGCUGAAUUGGAUUGUUUCAGUGGCAUGUUGACACGACUGUACAAACAAGAAUUAUUAGACAUAGUUAUGAGAUACGAGGCAUACAGAGCAUCACUAUUAAUAGAAAUGGAGAGAAGACUACGGGAAAUGCAUUUACAACAAACUCAACAACAACAAAAACAAGACUGAUGAUAACAAAAUUUGAGAUUGCAAGGUAUUUAUGAUACUUUUUUUAUAUAUCCACCU